AUGGAUGUAUCUAAUAUGUUAAAAAAUGUUAUUAAUGACGAAAACAACUCUAAAAAGGAAAAGAGUAAACUACACAUACGUUUACAAAGAUCUAAUCUUAUGACAUUUGUGAUGAAGGUGUAAUGUGAUUAUUCAUUUUCAGGCUCUAUAAAGAAGAAAGAAGAAAAAGACAGAUUAAAGAAACAAAUAAAUCAGUUAAAAUCUAUAAUUUUACAAAUUGAAUGGAGUUUGGGUAUAUCAAAAUUUAAAAACAAUAAAUGUAUUAUUCAGCCGAGCAGUAUUAGUAGUCUGAAAACUGAUGAUAUUCAAGAUAUUAAUUUACAGUUAGAAUCUGAAUUAUAUAGAUAUUCCGGCUUUUACUGUGUCAAGUUCACAAAGCAAGAAUAUAUAUUUAAUUUUUCAUCUUUAAAUAAAUAUGAUAAAGAUAACAUUUUUGCUAUACAAAUUAUCAAUGACCAAAACAAAGGAGUUUUGGGAAAAUGGGUGAUGCCAAUGGCUAUUGAUUUAAAGGAUAUAAUAUCUGAUUUUCCUAUUCAAAAAUUAAAAAAUAUACCAUGUUUGUUGAAAAUUUGUAAACAACACAUAGACUCUUAUUUUGUACGACAUGAACAGUAUACAGCAUUGAUGCGUAGUAUUUCUAAUAUAAAAAAUUGUAAGUUACAAACUAAUUUAGGAUAUACACAAAUCAAUUUAGAACUGAUAGGAGUAUAUAAUAAAAGUACUGAUUCAUAUAUGGCCAUAAUUAUAUAUCUCCUAUAUAAAAUUAAUGAAGCUAGACCACACAAAAUUGAGGUAGAUUCAGUAAUAGAAGAAGAAUUAGAUAAAAUGACCAAAAAACGUCUGCGAUCAUCCUUAGCCUGUUUUAAACAAUUUGAUUUGCAUACAGCGUUUGAGAAGAUGUUAAACAAAGGAGAAUUUACGUGGACAAAAGACGAUCAUGAAGAAAGUCUAUUAAAUAUUAACCCUUCAAAUAAUUCAGAUCAAGAGGGAUUUUUAGAUAGUUUCACAUUACCACAAAAAAGAUCUUUAAGACUUGAAAAGAAAAAACAACAAAUGAGAAAAAGAAAAAAAAUAUCAGGAAAUGAAAACUUCAUUAACAUUUCAAAUGAAUCUGAUGAAAAAAAUCCUAUUUCUUCUGAAAAUAAAGGGCAAGAAUCAAAGAAAAAACGAAAAAUAACAAAGAAAGAAAAAUUUAUUAAUAUCUCAAGUGAAGCUCAUAAAAAAUCUAUUUCUUUCGAAAAUAAAGAGCAAAAAUUGAAAAAAAGAUGGAAACUCUCAGGAGAAAAAAAAUUUCUUGACAAUUCAGAUACAGACGAAACUGACAGAAAUUCUAUUUCUCCACAAAAUAAAGAGUUGGAAUUGAAAAAUAUUAAACAAUCUGCAAGACAAAAAAAUGUCAGUGUUACUAAGUCUACACCAACUAAAAGUAAUCCAAAACAAAAGAAAUUGAAACAGAAAAAAUUCAUUAACAAUUCAGAUGAUACCGAUAAAAAUUCUGUUUCUCCACAAAAUAAAGAGUUGGAAUUGAAAAACAUGAAACAAUCUAUGAGACAACAAAAUGUCAGUGUUACUAAAUCUACACCAAAUAAAAGUAAUCCAAAACAAAAGAAAUUGAAACAAAAAAAAUUCAUUAACAAUUCAGAUGAUACCGAUAAAAAUUCUGUUUCUCCACAAAAUAAAGAGUUGGAAUUGAAAAACAUGAAACAAUCUAUGAGACAACAAAAUGUCAGUAUUACUAAAUCUACACCAAAUAUACCUAAUCCAAAACAAAAGAAAUUAAAGCAAACAAAACUGAAAUUUGAAACAAAUCAUUCAGAAUUACAGAAUAGUAAUAAUACUGUAUCCUCUGAUACGACUGUCUCUAAAAAUGAACAGAGAAACAAACUAAAUAAACCAUUUACUAGUACUCCAAUACGUCGAAUAAGCGACAAUAAUGUACAACCUACAAAAUUAUUGCGAAACAAAAUGAGAGGAAGAAUGAAAUCUUUGACUGAAACGACAUUAAGGAAAUCAGAACGAAUCAGCGUUAAUAAUAGAAGUAAAAAAUUGAACCAACAGUGGGCACUAUGUCUAUGCAACGGUCAUCCUCGCGUUUGAAAUUAUUUAUGACCGUCGACUUACCACUAUUGUUAAGGCCCACUACUAAAACGUUUACUUCUUUUUUCCUAAGACCUAAAAGAUUCGCUAAACGAUCAAAUAGCCCCAUUCUUUGUGUUCUCUUGAAGCCAAAGGGAAAAACCAAGAAAUUCAUUGACAAAAAAAAUUCAGUAACAUUUCAUCUAGUUCAUCGGUCACAAAGAGAUCCGUUGAUCGCCGAUGAGACAGCACCAGAACGCGUGCUUGUGCCUGUUGAACACGCACAAGCCUUUAAAAAGAGGUUGGACGAUAACAAGCGUAAAGAAGAGCAACGAAAAUAUGGCAUAUAUUUUGACGAUGAUUAUGAUUACUUGAAACAUCUUAGAGAUAUUAAUUCACUGACAGCUGAAUGGGAACGUGUAGAUGCUUGUACAGGUUCAAAGUCAAAUGACCAAACAAACGCACCUAAGAUUAAUUUACCAUCUUCUGUAUUUGCUUCAAAUGUAGAGGAAAAAGUUGGUCUUUUAAACAAAGCAGCCCCAGUUUCGGGGUUGCAGUUAGAUUUAGAUCCAGAUAUAGUUGCUGCUAUGGAUGAUGAUUUUGACUAUGACAAUUCAGAAAAUGAAUUAGAGGAUAAUUUUAUAGAAUUAGCUAACGCAUCCAUUAGCAACAAUGAAAUGUUACCAGAAAAAUAUGAAUAUCAUUUAAAUGAAUCAGAUCAGGCAUCUGAUGUUUCAUCAGAAUUUGAGUUAUCAGAUGAAGAACAAGACGAAGUACGCAGUUUAGGUGGAUUAUCUCAAUAUACCUUCAGAGAGGAAGAAACAAAAUCCCGUUUUACAGAAUAUUCAAUGAGUAGUAGUGUAAUCAGAAGAAAUGAGCAGCUUACUCUUCUUGAUGAUAAAUUUGAAAAAAUGUAUGCAGCAUAUGAUGAAGAUGAAAUAGGGGCAUUAGAUUGUGAUGAAAUUGAAGGAUAUAUUGCACCUAACUCAGAUUUAGUGCUUCAGUGUGCAACAGAAUUUGAAAAACAGCAAAAUGAAAAUACUGAUAAUAUUGCACAGUUAAUGAAAGACAGAAUGAAAAUUUUAGAUAAAGAGUAUUCUAGUUCUGAGGAUGAAGAUAGUUUAGAAGAACUUGUAGUUGACUCAAAAGAAAAAGAUAAAUGGGAUUGUGAAAGUAUUAUUAGUACAUACAGCAAUAUUUACAAUCAUCCGAAAUUAAUUUCUGAACCCAAGCAUCCACAAAAGAUCAAAGUCAAUUCAAGGACAGGUAUACCGAAAAAUAUUUUGGAUGAAUGUUCUGGAAAAUUGACGAUUAAAGCAUUAGCUCAGUUUGAACAACAAAAUGAAAAUUGUAAGCCAAAUUAUCCUCAGUCUAUUGCAGAAACUAUGAAAUCUACUUUAAGUACAUUAAGUAUAAGGCCUAAAAGUGAAACUAGUGAAGAAAGAAAACAAAGGAAAAAAGCACUUAAAGAAUACAGAAAAGAAAGACGGCUAGAACGAAAAGCAAAUAGUGAAGCAUUUAAAGAAGAAAAGAAACGCCAAGCAAAAAUAUUAUUAAAUAACAGGCAAAAUAUUCAAGGAAAUAAAAUACUUUAACAUGUAAAUUGUUACACUUUUUUUAAUACAUUAAAUUUUAUUAAACACUGCUAUAAUGUGAUUGGUUUUUAUUGAUUAAAUUUAUUUAAUCAUUAAUUACAAACAGAAAUUUAUACACGAUAUUUAGCUGUUAUGUCAAAAUAAUAAAAAUGAUUGCGAUAGCAUUAUUGGCGAUUGAUAAUGGAAAAGUGUUGGUACUAAAUAAAUUAUUUUAAUGUUUUAUUCAACAGUAUAAAUAUGUCUUUAAAUUCUGUAAUAGUAAAAGUAACAUCCGACUGU
Messenger RNA from Heterotrigona itama, 3950 nucleotides. The record is from the annotation of a GenBank genome assembly. Lineage: Eukaryota; Metazoa; Arthropoda; Insecta; Hymenoptera; Apidae.